CCUCAGUCGCUCGCAGUUCGGCGUGGAAUCAAACGAGGCUGUCAAGUGGACUCAUUGCCACAUAUGGUGAAAUAACGUAGUUUCCAGAACCCACUACCAUUCAAAUAUUUCUGAACACCCGCGUCAAUUGAAGGCGAAAAAUUCUGCAAUUAAUUUCACAACUAUUCACGGACGACUUUUAAGUGAUUCGAGGACUUAUAUAAGGCACAGAUAAUGGCUGGAAGAAUUACAAUCAACGGCACCAGCCACGAAGUCAACCUGGCUGCCCUGCCGGCUGAUAUCUCGCUGAACACUUUCAUCCGAGAGUAUGCCGGAUUAACGGGCACGAAAUUCAUGUGCCAGGAGGGCGGAUGCGGCGUCUGCGUCUGCACCCUGACUGGGAUUCAUCCGGAGACCGGAGAGCCGCGCACCUGGGCGGUCAACUCGUGCCUCACGCUGCUGAACACGUGCUUGGGCCUGGAGGUUACCACCUCGGAGGGAUUGGGCAACAAGCGGGUCGGCUACCAUGCCAUCCAGCAGCGACUGGCCAAGAUGAACGGCACCCAGUGCGGCUACUGCUCGCCGGGAAUCGUGAUGAACAUGUACGGCCUGCUAAAGUCCAAGGGCGGCAAGGUCACGAUGGAGGAGGUGGAGAACUCCUUUGGAGGCAACAUUUGCCGCUGCACUGGCUAUCGUCCCAUUCUUGACGCCAUGAAGUCCUUUGCCGUGGACAGCAACAUCCAGGUGCCUGCUGAGUGCAUUGACAUUGAAGACCUGAGCACCAAACAGUGUCCCAAGACUGGCCAAGCCUGCUCCGGCAGCUGCAAGAAGCAGCAGCCCAAGAGCAGCCAACUGUAUCCGGAUGGCAGCCGUUGGAGUUGGCCAGAGAGUCUGGGUGACCUCUUUGCCGCUCUGCAGGGAGCAGUCAAGGAGAAGCUGCCCUACAUGCUGGUGGCUGGAAACACGGCCCACGGCGUCUACAGACGUCGUCCGGACAUUAAGGCAUUCAUCGAUGUAUCCGGCUUGGCGGAGCUCAAGGGUCAUAAGCUGAGCGCGGAUAACUCAUCACUAACUCUCGGUGGAAAUUUGAGCCUCAGCGAAACCAUGGAGCUGUGCCGCCAGUUGGAGAAGACGAAGGGCUUCGAGUACUUGUCUCAGGUGUGGCAACACCUCGAUUGGAUCGCUAAUGUUCCAGUGCGCAAUGCCGGCACCUUGGCGGGCAACCUGGCCAUCAAGCAUGCCCACCCGGAGUUCCCCUCGGAUGUGUUCAUCGUCCUGGAGGCCCUAGAUGCCCAAGUGAUUGUCCAGGAGGCGGUGGACAAGCAGCAGACUGUCAGCCUGGCCAGCUAUCUGGGCUCUUCCAUGGAGGGAAAGAUUAUCCGUGGUCUGGUGCUGCGCUCGUAUCCCAAGGAGCGGUUUGCAUUUGACUCCUACAAGAUUAUGCCUCGUGCGCAGAAUGCCCAUGCCUAUGUGAAUGCUGCUUUCCUCGUGGAAUUCACGUCAGACUGCAAGGUGAAAUCAUCUCGCAUUUGCUUCGGAGGCAUCCAUCCCGAAUUCGUGCAUGCCACAGCGAUUGAGAACUUGAUUCAGGGCAAGAAUCCCUUCGAGAACGGAUUGGUGGAGAAGGCCUUCGGGCAGCUGUCCACCCUGCUCCAGCCAGAUGCCGUUCUUCCGGAUGCCUCACCCGUCUACCGACGCAAGUUGGCCUGUGGUCUUUUCUACAAGUUCCUCUUGAAGGUAGCGGCUCGGCGAAAGCAGGGUUUGGGCAGUCGAUUCGUCACAGGCGGUUCUCUCCUGAAACGUCCCGUGUCAAGUGGCCAGCAGAGUUUUGAGACCUUCCAGGAGCACUACCCGGUGACCAAGGCAACGGAGAAGCACGAGGGUCUGAUCCAGUGUUCUGGCGAAGCCACCUACUCCAACGAUCUGCCCACCCAGCACAACCAGUUGUGGGCUGCAUUUGUCACCGCGAAGAAGGUGGGCGCCAAAGUCACCAAAGUGGAUACGCAACCAGCUCUGGAUCUACCCGGGGUGGUGGCGUACCUCGACGCCAAGGACAUUCCGGGACCCAACUACGUUGGGCCCAAAAUCCGGGACCAGUUUUUCUUCCCCAAGGAUGAGGAACUAUUCGCCACAGGGGAGAUUAAGUUUUAUGGUCAGCCCGUGGGCAUAAUCCUUGCCAACUCCAAUUCGCUGGCCAAUCGGGCAGCAGAGCUGGUGAAACUGACCUACGAAGGCGGAGCGGAAGAGAUACUACCCACCUUGAAGGCAGUGCUAGACAAAGUUGGAUCCGAAGCUGGCAAUAACAAGCGGUUGGAGCAGCCCAUCAAGUCCACCAUCGAGGUCCUCCAGCUAGAGGAACCCUUCGAUGUGAGCUCCUCCGGCCAACUGGAUAUGGGACUCCAGUACCACUACUACAUGGAACCGCAGACAACAGUGGUUCUGCCCUUCGAGGGCGGCUUGCAGGUGUACACUGCCACCCAGUGGAUGGACCUAACCCAGGACACCAUCGCCAAUGUGCUGAACCUCAAGUCCAACGAUGUUCAAGUAAAGACGCGUCGUAUUGGAGGAGGAUAUGGAGGCAAGGCCACACGAUGCAAUUUGGCUGCUGCCGCUGCUGCUCUGGCUGCUCACAAGCUGAACAGACCCAUUAGAUUCGUCCAGUCCCUGGAGUCCAUCAUGACCAGUCUGGGCAAACGCUGGGCCUUCCAUUGCGAUUACGACUUCUUCGUUCAGAAAUCCGGAAAGAUUUCCGGUAUCGUAAGUCGAUUCUACGAGGAUGCUGGAUAUCUAUCCAACGAAUCACCCAUUGGUCACACCGUUUUGCUAUCCAAGAAUUGCUACGAGUUCAGCGACAACUACAAACUGGAUGGCUACCUAGUCUGCACAGAUUCGCCAUCGAAUACUCCGUGCCGUGCUCCUGGCUCCGUGGAGGGCAUUGCAAUGAUGGAAAAUAUCAUCGAGCACAUCGCCUUCGAGACUGGACUGGAUCCGGCUGACGUGCGUUUCGCCAAUUUGCUACCCGCCCAUAAAAUGGGCGACAUGAUGCCGCGAUUCCUGGAAAGUACCAAGUACAGGGAACGCAAGGCGGACGCUAUAGCCCACAACAAAGAGAACCGCUGGCACAAGCGCGGAUUGGGUCUUUGUAUCAUGGAGUACCAGAUCGGUUACUUCGGACAAUACCCCGCUACGGUGGCUAUCUACCACAGCGAUGGCACCGUGGUGGUUUCCCAUGGAGGCAUUGAAAUGGGUCAAGGCAUGAACACCAAGAUAUCGCAGGUGGUGGGCCACACCCUGGGCAUUCCGAUGGAACAGGUACGCAUCGAGGCCAGCGAUACCAUCAACGGAGCCAACUCCAUGGUCACCGGAGGGGCCGUGGGCAGUGAAACCCUCUGCUUUGCAGUUCGCAAGGCGUGCGAGACUCUCAACGAGCGAUUGAAGCCCGUGCGCGAGGAGGUGAAGCCCGAGAAUUGGCAGGACCUCAUCCAGGAGGCCUACAACCGCAAGAUCAAUCUGAUCGCCAGCGAUCAGUGCAAGCAAGGCGACAUGGAUCCGUACUCCGUAUGCGGUCUCUGCCUCACCGAGGUGGAGUUGGAUGUCCUCACCGGCAACUACAUUGUGGGCCGAGUGGACAUCCUGGAGGACACUGGCGAGAGUCUGAAUCCCAAUGUGGACAUUGGCCAGAUCGAGGGCGCAUUCAUGAUGGGCUUGGGCUACUGGACCAGUGAGCAGGUGAUUGCGGAUCCGAAGACGGGCGAGUGUCUCACGAAUCGUACCUGGACGUAUAAGCCGCCAGGAGCGAAGGACAUACCCACUGAUCUGCGCAUUGAGCUGCUGCCCAAGAGUCCCAACAAGGCGGGCUUCAUGAGGUCCAAGGCCACCGGAGAGCCAGCCAUCUGUUUGUCCAUCGCAGUCGCAUUUGCCCUGCAGCAGGCCCUGCAAUCAGCUCGCGAUGACGCCGGCGUGCCCAAGUCUUGGGUGACCCUCACCGCCCCGAUGACCCCCGAGCACCUGGUCCUCCACUCGGGCACCGAGCCCAGCCAGUUCAAGCUGAACUAGGUGGGGAAGAAGUAUAUGGACUUGUAUCCCUGGCCGUGGGACACGGCACGUGGCCGCGAUGGGAACACUCCGAUAAGCACGCCAAGAUAACCUGCACUUACACCCCCACUUAACCUGGUGGAUCCGCCGACUCUAGACUAGCCGACAUUGUGUUGUCUGCACAAUAAAUUAAAAACUUAUCCAACGCUUAA
Molecule: messenger RNA, 4226 nt
Organism: Drosophila mauritiana
Lineage: Eukaryota; Metazoa; Arthropoda; Insecta; Diptera; Drosophilidae
Gene: AOX1
Product: indole-3-acetaldehyde oxidase
Exons: 6
Coding region: 214-4035 (1273 amino acids)
Molecular function (GO): FAD binding; iron ion binding; 2 iron, 2 sulfur cluster binding
Source: RefSeq, a predicted model, not a curated record